Cucurbita pepo subsp. pepo (vegetable marrow) is the source of this 651-nucleotide messenger RNA. The record is from RefSeq and is a predicted model, not a curated record. Lineage: Eukaryota; Viridiplantae; Streptophyta; Magnoliopsida; Cucurbitales; Cucurbitaceae.
AUGGCUUGUGUUCAUGGAGAUCAGAUGCAUUUUCUAAUUUGGAAACAUGGAUUCCAUGCUGAAGUCUUUGUUGCCAGUGCAUUGGUCGAUAUAACAAAGUUUAUGAUCGGGCCAUUUUCUCUAACUGUUCUUGAUGAGCCUGGUGUCGAGAAUUUGGUUCAUGUUAAUAACUCGCUGAUUGACAUGUAUGGUAAAUGUGGCUUGUUUUAUGAUGUUGUGAAGUUGUUCUCAAGGAACGCUUAUCCAUUAUCAGAUCAUACAAUCUGGGUUUGUGAACAUGUUGUGUGUUACAAGUUCUUUGGUCACAAUCACGGCCAUGCUAACCAGGUUGUUGAAUUGUUGAAAGAAAUGUUGAGAGAGGAGAUUACACCUGACUACAUUACUUUUAUUUCUGUUCUCUCUGCUUGUAGCCACACUGGUCGGGUUGAAGAAGGAUUCUUCUACUUUAAUUCAAUGGUUGAAGUGCAUGGUAGUAACCCUGGAUAUGAACAUUAUGCGUGCAUAGUUGACUUGCUUGGUCGUGCUGAGCAGUUGAAUAGAGCUAAGAGGUUUAUAGAACUGAUGCCUAUCAAACCAGAGGCAGAGUUGCUUGAUCUUUAUUAUGUUGCAUAUGAGGUUAGCAACUUUAGUUAUAUCUUUGACAUUUCUUAA